This is a messenger RNA of Cetraspora pellucida, 151 nucleotides long. NCBI's taxonomy places the organism in Eukaryota, Fungi, Glomeromycota, Glomeromycetes, Diversisporales, Gigasporaceae. The record is from the annotation of a GenBank genome assembly.
AUGUUUUUCAAGUCUAAACUUCCUGAUAUUAAAAUUCCAGAAGAAGGGAUAUAUCAAUUCAUAACAAGUAACCCAAAGGGAAUUCCAGAUGACAAAGUCUGUUAUAUCGAUGGAAUUACUAAUGAAUAUUAUACAUUUGGCAAGUUUAAAA